Molecule: messenger RNA, 1728 nt
Organism: Heterotrigona itama
Lineage: Eukaryota; Metazoa; Arthropoda; Insecta; Hymenoptera; Apidae
Source: the annotation of a GenBank genome assembly
CGGGAAUAUGACGUGAAACAUAGCAAGAAGCUGCUUAGCAGAAAUUGUCAAGUAAAGACUAGGUAAGACUUGUUUCUGAAUGAUUCAAUACAUUUACAAUUUAAAAUAGCAUGCAUUCAAUCAUGAUCGUGAUUUGUUACAGACAUUUCCCAUCGAAUUUAACGAUUUCUAUUUAAUGAUACUUACAAUGAUUUUUUUCUGGGUUAUGAAUACAUAUGUUGCUCCUUGCAUCUAAUUGUAAGUCUCAUAUACUAUAUCUUUCUGUUCAUUUAAUUAUGAUUACUUAAAUUAAUAGGAGUAAAAAUAAAUCUAAUAAGUUGAUAAGUGAAUUGAAUGUUUAUAUUAAUGUUAAAUCAAAAGAGCGUAUCUGCAAAUUUAAUUGCUUAAAUCAAGCUGUUAAUGCCAAAUAGCAUUAUAUAAUAAUAAAAAUAAUUUAUCUAUGUGUAUUUUAUAAGAAAACUAUAUUGAAAUUGAAAAUAUAAUAGCUUAUGUUUCAGAUGUAUAUGAAAUCGAUUAUUAAAUACUGAAAGCCUUUUUUCUAAAGUCGUUUGUCAAACCACCUUUUAACCAGAUACGUGUAUUUGAAUUAACAUGGCAGUAUAUAGUCCGGAAUGCAUUAAAAUUGGAAAACAUUAAAAUAUAAUAAGUUUCACGCGAAGUCACAAAUAAAAUACAGAAUAGACAUCUUCUGGAAGUUCAUGUCACACGUUCUGAAAUAUUAACAUAGUAAAAAGAUUGUUUUUUUAGUAUAUAAGGUAUACCUUGUUUGUGACAUAUAAUGUUAAUUUAUGUAUAUUAUAGUCAAAAAUUAAGUUGGUUGUUUCUUAAGAAUAGUCGUGCAAAUGAGGAAAUGUUCAAUACAAUAAAUAAUUUUCGGUAUAGAUGUAACAAUAUUAUUCAUAUUUUGAUUUUAAUUCCUUUUACUAAUCUAACCUCUCUAAAUCGAUAUAGUAGAAUGUGACAUGAAAAGAGUAAGGAUGUCAGGUGAUGCUACCGACAAGGUAUAUGAAUAGACAUAAAAAAACAUUGGAUGUUCGGUCUUUUUUAGUUAGUCAAUGAUUCGAUCUAUCUUAAUUAAUUAAUGAUUUUACGGGUUAAUGGUUUUAAUGAGACUAAUCGACUCGGUACAGUAGAAAACUACUAUCGGGUUUCUGCUUAUCAAAUCAAUCAAAUUGAAACACGAUGGCGCCACUUGAAUCUCGCCUUCUAUGUAUAGUAAUCGAAAUUGUGCAAUUUGAAUUUCGCGAAAGUCAUAUCCGAACAUGGUGCACUAACAAUAAUUCUCUGUUGUAAUUUCCUUCGUUUCGUGAGAUUCAGUUGAAAGUGUAAAAGUACAUAGUGACAUUUAAAGACUAUUUAAAGAUGUUUCAUUCUUUAAGAUUGCAGAUAAUUCAUUUAUUCACUAUUUUUUGCAGAGAGGUUAUGCCAGGAAUAUAAGAUUGACACACGCGAGCUGAAACGAAAUGAAAAUCUGAUGGUUCGAGGUUCUGGUAAGUCUCCUUUGCAUGCAUGAGAAUGCUUAUCAUACGAGGAAAAAUGAAUAUAAACUCUUUUUUCACGUUUUCGUUUCCCCUUUAUCUGGUUCUCAAUAAUGUUUUCUUUUGUUCUCGACUGUAUAAUCCACCCAUUCUUGCUUUUCAAAUCGUGAUACUCUUUGAUUAUUCCGUUCUAGGUUUACAUCCUAGAUUAAUAUUGUGUAAAGGUCAUAUCGAGUUAAAUCAGGUUCUU